AUGGAUCAAAGUCUGACCCAGCGUUUCGAUCUGCCCCCUAAAUGGAGCGUCAUCGACUUUAGCUACUCGCUUCGGCACUCGUAUGCCAAGUUCGUCGUCAUGUGCAACCAUGUCCGCUACGUCGUCCACGCCUCCGACCUGGCCCUGGCCUCGGCACCGGACCUCCGCGACAAGUUCCUCUUCUUCCUCGACGUCGCCGAGCACGACACGCUCAACGGCUACACCAUCGACCACUUUUACACCUGGGCCCUCGCGCCGCUCCUCCCGAUCCUGCGCGCCGCCCACCAAGACGCUCCGCCAGGCAGCCAAGCCGCCACACUGCGCGACGUGCUUCACGCACCCAUCACCGAGUACGCCCUCGAGGCCGAGUUCGGCCGGCUUCUGCUGCGGCCCGCGGCGGAGGAGAACCUGGACGCCUACCUCAUGUUCGGCGCGCGCCUGCCCGCCGAGCUCUGCGGCCCCUGGCCAGCGUACCUGCCGUCCCACCUACGUCUGGACCCGCGCGACGACCGCGCCGCCGUGCCGCGCCGCGUCUUCCUGCCCAGCGGCGCGCCGGCCUUCUUCCUGCUCGCCGACGCGCUGCGGGCGCACGCCCGGAUGCGCGCCUCGGCGCUGGUGCCGUCCGUGCGCGUGGCGCGCCUGAUCGGCCUGGUGCGCGACGAGGAUGCGACCGUGUCCGGCAUGCUGCUGACGUACGUGGAGGGCGCGACGGGGUCGUUGGCGCGUGCGGCCGAGGCGGGUCCCGGACCAGGGGCGGCGCCGGAGAGACUCAGGAGGCGCUGGUCGGAGCAGGUGAUGCGGACGGUGCACAGCCUGCACCAGAGCGGGCUGGUCUGGGGCGACGCCCGGCCGAAGAACGUGGUGAUUGACGGGGAGAAUAACGCGUGGCUGGUCGGGUUCGGCGGGGGGUAUGCGGCGGGAUGGGUGCCCAAGGAGCUGGCGGGCACGGUGGACGGUGAUUUGGCGGCGUUGAAGCGGAUAAUAGACUACACGGAGGAGGGUCCGCCUAUCGAGAGUAGUUAA
Messenger RNA from Cordyceps fumosorosea ARSEF 2679, 1023 nucleotides. RefSeq names its product Protein kinase-like domain protein. The record is from RefSeq and is a predicted model, not a curated record. The transcript has a single exon. Lineage: Eukaryota; Fungi; Ascomycota; Sordariomycetes; Hypocreales; Cordycipitaceae. Bases 1 to 1023 code for a protein of 340 amino acids.